AGAGAGAGAUGAGCAGGGCGGGAGGGUUUCUGGUGCAACACAUAACUGGCCUCCUUCCAAUUAAAGAGGAGCGCUUAUGUUAUUGAGGAGCAGCUUAGCCAAUCAGGCGGCAGUGCAGGCAGAGACAGGAGGAAAAAAGCUGAAGAGCUAGUGGGCAAGAGGAAGGGGAACAAAAACUGCAGUGUGUGUAGUUUUUAACCCUCCUGUGAGCAGAUCUUUAUCACUUUGGGGACUCCGGCUGUAUUUGAAUGGGUGUCUGUGUAUGUACAUGUGGCAGAUCUUACAGGAGGACAGAGUAAAGUGUUUUGGAGCCUGUGGAGAAAGGGAAGCGCUCGGUGUCUGGGAGAGAGAGCAACCUGCACCAAAGGGUUUCUGAGUGACAACAUUCUCACUGUGAUUACCUCCAGCCACUUUUCAAGAUUCAAGAUUUUGGCUGGACUGCGCGUGCAGCCUAAAUGAAGACGUGGAACUUAUUCAAGCAACAGACAACGCCCAUGGUCGCUGCUAAGCCAACAGGGGCCAGUGCCUUGACUGUGACUCCAUCCCCUGUCUCAUUAGGUUCUGCUGACAACUCCACUGUACCAGUCAACAAGAACGAUGCCUUUGAUCAAAUCAAAAACAAGUUCCUCAAUCAAAUCGACAAGAUCCCACUGCCAUCCUGGGCCAUCAUUGCCAUUGCUAUUGUUGCUGCUUUACUUAUUCUAACAUGCUGCUUCUGCAUCAUCAAGAAAUGCUGUUGCAAGAAGAAGAAGAACAAGAAGGGCAAGAAGGGGAAGGGUGACAUGGGAAUGAAGAACCUGAAAGGGGGAGAGAAACCACAGGACGAUGAUGACGAAGAAGAUGAUGUUGAACCUGGACUGAUUGGGGAAGAGAAAGAGGAAGAAGUGAAGGAGAAAGAAAAGCUUGGGAAGCUGCAGUAUUCCAUUGAUUACGAUUUCCAGGAGAACAAGCUGACUGUGGGAAUCCUGCAAGCAGCUGAUCUCCUCUCCAUGGACAGCGGUGGCACUUCUGAUCCCUAUGUCAAGGUGUAUGUACUCCCUGACAAGAAGAAGAAAUUUGACACAAAGGUUCACAAGAAAACACUCAAUCCUGUCUUCAAUGAGACCUUUACCUUCAAGAUUCCAUUCCAAGAGAUGGGUGGGAAGACUCUGGUAAUGUCCGUCUAUGACUUUGAUCGCUUCUCUAAACAUGAUGUCAUUGGCGAGAUUAAAAUACCCAUGAACACACUUGACCUGGCUAAGCCAAUAGAGGAGUGGAGAGAUCUGGACAGCGCAGAUCAAGAAGAGCCAGAGAAGCUGGGUGACAUUUGCAUCUCUCUGCGUUAUGUCCCUACUGCUGGGAAACUCACCAUCUGUAUCCUAGAAGCCAAGAACCUGAAGAAAAUGGACGUGGGUGGACUGUCAGAUCCCUAUGUGAAAAUUAACCUGCUGCAGAACGGAAAGAGGCUGAAGAAGAAGAAGACAACUGUGAAGAAGAACACUUUGAAUCCUUACUACAAUGAGUCUUUCAGCUUUGAGAUUCCUCUUGAACAAAUGCAGAAAAUCCAGGCUGUGAUCACAGUGCUGGAUUAUGACAAGAUUGGCAAGAAUGAUGCCAUUGGAAAAAUUUGGGUAGGAAGCAAGUCCACAGGGGCUGGGCUUAAACACUGGUCUGACAUGCUGGCCAACCCUCGUCGCCCCAUUGCCCAGUGGCAUCCACUGCAGCCAGAGGAGGAGGUAGACGCCGCCCUCGCAGCCCUGACUGCCAAGAAGUAAAGUCCCACAUCAUCCCCAACUCCACCUACCUACCCAUGCAUUUCCCACCAUUUUCCAAGGUCCUAGUGUAUAUCCCAGAAGAACACCCUGACUGCACAUCUGCUCCCUCCACCCCCUCCUGCCACAUUUGAAAAGAUCCAUAGAUACCAUUUGACAUGAUGGGAAAUAUAGUUCAAAAAGCAUCAUGUUAUAUUAAAUCAUGUCAUUGAAAAGAGAAGACAAGAUACAGGAUGGACAGAUACUCUGUUGAUUUCCUUUAGAUCUAUUUUUGUAUUGAGGUCCUGGUUCCAUUGAUAGGAAUACAAAGCAGACUAUGAAGAACAGUAAGAGUGCUAUAUGGGAACCUGGUGAUAGAGGCAAAACAUGUCCACUCAUAUUGUACUUCUCACCCCUUCCCUUUAGUGACACAGUUUGCUUGGAAUAGUGCUUAAUAAUAAAAUGCUUUAUACUGCCAUAUGAUAGAGAAAUAACACAAGCAGGACCAUUCCUUAGGUGUAUUGUGCACCAUGUUCCACACCUGCCAUAUUAGAUGAUUCUGUUAGUUUAAUGUACAUUCCUAGAGUUGGGUAGCAAUUAGGGAUAGACAUAUAUCGGGUUACCCACAAACACACUGCCUUUUUGAUUAGUUCAUCUUCCACCCUUCGUCUCAGGAAAACUGAGAGGAAACUGAAACUCCAUGACUUUUUUCCUAAACGGGUUGUUAUUAUUGAAAUACCCCACUUGUUGGCUUCAAAAGUUUGACCGUUUGUUUUCUUUCAGUGACAUAAGCCUCACGCCUAGUGUUAGUAUAUCCAUGAAAUGAUAUGUCAGAGGAGAUGUUGAUGAAUUUUCAGUAAACAAAAAAGAGUAUUUGUGUAUCUUUGACUGUGCAAAAAAGGUUGCAUCGGUCAUCUGAACAGCAAAAAGCAAGGAAAUAUCAGAACGGGUACAACAGAGACUGAUUCCAACUACCAAUGACAUGAUAUUUUCAAGGUGUCACUUACUGCCUGCAGUGUACCACCUCCCCUCUCAACACCUCUGAUUCUGUAUCCCACUUGUUCAGUGCUACUGCCAUUAGUCAUGGACUUGACACAAGGGUUUUACUUCAGAGGAAUCCCUGUAACCGUCUUACAGUCAUAAAGGAGACAAGCCUUCCAAGUAACAAAAUAAGCAAUUUUCAACUACCAGGGACGCCUUCCAGUCAGCGGUGUUGUUCGCUUAAUUUCUUUCUUUCUUCUCUUUUCCUUUUAUUUAUUUUAUUUAUCCAGUUGUACUUUAUCUUAUUUUAUUUAUCAUCAAACACUUUUAUUCUUAAAGCACCUUAGAUUCAAAUGUUGCAUUUAAGUACCCUCAGAAAUCUGAGCUUUAAUUAUUUAUAUUAAGAAUAUCUGCUGGUUUAAAAAAAAAAACAAAAAACAGAAAAGAGCAAGGAAGUGCAUCAUGUAAGCUGUUUAUUGUUGUUUUGUUUUGCUUAAGCUUUUUGUGUAGAUAUUUUGAUUGUUUGAAAAUUACGUUCCUCACUUGACUGAAAGUACGUGGUCUGAAAGAAGGCACUGAUCCAUGUGUAUUUUAUACACAGCUUACCAAACUGUUGAAUUUAAUUGCACUAAUGGCACUAAUGGGUAUUAUAAACGUUGACCCAUGUAGGCUUAUUUUUUGUGAUAAAAUGUUGUGAGAUUGAAUAUUUCCCGUGGCACACCAGACAGGUCUCCUCAUAUAAAUGGAUUUGUCUGAUAAGAAAAGAGACAUAUUUCAUUCUAAUGCUGCUCCCUGGCUCCUUCACAGACUGUAAUUGAUUCAAUGCAUAUGUAAAUGAAUACUCCAGCUCUUCAGAUGUUUGUCAUUGUGAUAUUAGAAGAAAUGAGAAUGCAACAAAACUCACUGAUCAGGGAGAA
This is a messenger RNA of Monopterus albus (swamp eel), 3628 nucleotides long. Its product is annotated as synaptotagmin-2-like. Gene Ontology annotation, cellular component: synaptic vesicle membrane; exocytic vesicle; plasma membrane. Gene Ontology annotation, biological process: synaptic vesicle endocytosis; calcium ion-regulated exocytosis of neurotransmitter. NCBI's taxonomy places the organism in Eukaryota, Metazoa, Chordata, Actinopteri, Synbranchiformes, Synbranchidae. The transcript has 11 exons. Gene Ontology annotation, molecular function: calcium-dependent phospholipid binding; phosphatidylserine binding; clathrin binding. The record is from RefSeq and is a predicted model, not a curated record. Bases 456 to 1754 code for a protein of 432 amino acids.